CCGAACCCUAGGUCAUCUUAUUCACGAUUACAAAGUGCGGUUUAGUAACCGCGCUGAGUAUUGAUUUGUGCUGCUAGUAGCCGAUGCGUAGCCGGUCCGCGGGUGUCACGGUAACACCUUGACAUCUUGUCACACUACUUGGACACGGAAGAGCUCAGAACGCCGGACCGGAGGAAUAUUACAGAUGGAAAGACGACUUCAUUCAAUCCGGUCACUUCGAAGUCUAGACUUAUUAAAUAGCAGAAGAAAUGAGAAAGAUACGUUUAAUGACCUUGCAUCUGACGAAAUUAAAUCACUAUGUGCACCAUUUUACUUAGAACAGAGCAGCUUAGAGAAAUUUAUGAAUUUGAUGCAUGAGCAAGUUGAAAUCGGAUUGCAAGACGAAGAAGUAACACACGAUUUAAAACUUCUAAAUACUUUUGUUAAUGAAAUACCAAAAAGAAAAAUAUCGGGUGAUUAUCUGUGUUUGGACUUCAAGGGAAGAUAUUAUCGGAUGGUACUCAUCCGAAUGUCAAAAGAUAUAGACAAAACUGGAAUCGAUGAAACCCUUUACACAAUUCCCAAAAAGGUUCGCCUACAGUCGGGUUCAUCAGUAAGCUGCUAUAUUUUUAUUUCGCCGCUGGUCUUUAAAUAUAUUGCAGAAACCGUUUUAGACUUUUUAUCGCUUCGAGGAUUGCAGGAUAAUGAAUAUGACCUAGCCUUCUGUUUUGGAUUUCCUGUUGAACUUGUUUCAUUAUCUCAAGCUUACCUACUUGGUUGGACAAAGGAAUUUUCAUGUGAAGCUGUUGUGGGUCAGGACGUUUGCAAUUUGUUCCAAAAGAACCUGAAUGCAUUGGAUCUGAAGGUGAAGGUAAAGGCGAUUUUUAACGACACAGUUGGUGUGCUGGCUGCCUGUGCACUGAGAGAUGCGGAAUGUCGUAUUGGUAUUAUUGUCAGCGCGGGGACCAAUUGCUGCUAUUACGAGAAGGUCUCAAAUAUCGGCCGGCCAUUUGCUAGUUUAUGUCAAGGGAAUGAAGUCAUUAUCAAUACGGAGUGGGGAGCAUUUGGCGAUAUGGGUUGUUUGAACGAAUUCCUCACGGAAUACGACAUUGAGGUCAGUCGAAACACCCUUUCACCUGGAAAACAAACGUAAGUUUUGUGGUGCAACCAACACCAGUUUAGCUAAACAUUCUAGUUAGGAUAGCCAAAGUAUUUUUAUAACAACUAAUCCCCCUUGGCGAAUAUAGCAUCAAAAUUAUAACAAUUGGCUUCGUUUGUAUGGUACCGGAGGGGGGGUUGUUUGAUUGACGAUGUGGUUUUUAAAGUUAUGUCGCCUUUCCACAAAAAAUUACGCAGGACAUUUGUUGUCUCACUCAGCUUUCGUAAAAGGUGAAAUAAACUGGCUACCUCCGAACAGGUGUCUGAGUCAUGAGUGGAAAUGCUCCUGUUCGCAAUUUGAUACAAAG
Molecule: messenger RNA, 1445 nt
Organism: Dicrocoelium dendriticum
Lineage: Eukaryota; Metazoa; Platyhelminthes; Trematoda; Plagiorchiida; Dicrocoeliidae
Source: the annotation of a GenBank genome assembly